Molecule: messenger RNA, 742 nt
Organism: Merops nubicus (carmine bee-eater)
Lineage: Eukaryota; Metazoa; Chordata; Aves; Coraciiformes; Meropidae
Gene: KLHL8
Product: kelch-like family member 8
Exons: 5
Molecular function (GO): protein binding
Source: RefSeq, a predicted model, not a curated record
CUUAUGGGUGUUGUGGCAAAGGAAGAGAUUGUCAAGCAGAAUCUAAAAUGUAGGGAUUUGCUGGAUGAAGCAAGAAACUACCACCUCCACCUGAGCAGCAGGGCAGUGCCAGACUUUGAGUACUCCAUUCGCACAACACCAAGGAAGCAGACUGCUGGGGUGCUGUUCUGCGUUGGUGGCAGGGGGGGCUCGGGGGACCCCUUCCGCAGCAUCGAGUGCUACUGCGUGCGCAGCGACGGCUGGUUCUUCGGGCCCGAGAUGAACAGCAGGAGGAGGCACGUGGGGGUCAUCUCCGUGGGAGGUAAAGUCUACGCAGUAGGUGGGCAUGAUGGAAAUGAACACUUAGGAAGCAUGGAGGUAUUUGAUCCCCUCACAAACAAGUGGAUGAUGAAGGCAUCAAUGAACACAAAGAGGAGGGGGAUUGCUCUUGCCUCCCUGGGCGGCCCCAUCUACGCCGUGGGGGGCCUGGAUGACAACACCUGCUUCAGCGACGUGGAGAGGUACGACCUGGACUCCGACCAGUGGAGUGCAGUCGCCCCCAUGAACACGCCCAGGGGAGGCGUCGGCUCCAUAGCCCUGCUGAACCACGUCUAUGCUGUGGGUGGCAAUGAUGGUGUAGCAUCUCUGUCCAGCGUGGAGAAAUACGACCCCCAUCUGGACAAGUGGAUAGAAGUGAAAGAGAUGGGCCAGCGAAGAGCUGGCAACGGUGUCAGCGAGCUCCACGGCUGCUUGUAUGUUGUUG